Molecule: messenger RNA, 945 nt
Organism: Trichoderma atroviride IMI 206040
Lineage: Eukaryota; Fungi; Ascomycota; Sordariomycetes; Hypocreales; Hypocreaceae
Source: RefSeq, a predicted model, not a curated record
AUGGACGGCGAGUACAAAAUCGAUUACAACGCUAAAGAAAUUGUCUUCAUCGAUCGAGAGUCUUCCUUUGAGGAUGUGCUCCGCUGUCAAAAAGACAGCGGCAAACAGCUCACUUACACCGAAGACAAGGAAUUUAUCGCUUGCUGCACUAGAGAUCAAAACCUUCUCGGAAGCGAAGAUACUGCGUUUGAUUGCUGUUACCCAGAUCAGCAUCUCACUGGAUCGCACAAGACGGGCUACAGAUGCUGUCUAAAAGGCCAAAUCUAUGACGGCACCUGUCAUGACCCGAUACCAAACUGCAUUGAGGGCAAGAUACUGAUGAACGGCAAAUGUGUCUGCCCUUCUACUAUGGUUGAAACUCACGAUGGUCACUGCAGACCUCUAUAUUCGCCAGUGAAGUGUGAGCCAGACGUCUACGAAGGGAGAUGUUAUAUCUUAAGAAUGGACAACGGUCUUCUGUUAGGACAAGAUAAAAACGGAUAUUACUCGGCCUCAGUAGACAGCUAUGCGCAUAGUUUCGGCAAGUUCAGAUUUUGCAAAACCAUGGUUUGCGAUGGCAAGUCUGCCAUUAACCCCGACGAGGAAAUCCAUAUCCUUGAUAUGCAUGGACAAUACAAGAAUGGCGAAAUCGGUGCUUUCUGGAUUGACAAGGGUGUUCGUGGCGACCCUCUUGGAACCACGUCUUCAUCAAACAAUGCAGGAAGUUUCUCCAUAACUAAAUGGGAGCUUGGCAAACACUGUAUGUCGGGAUUCAAGCAAGGGCUGGUUUCCAAGGCUUCGCUGCUCGCUUUUGUUAGCUCCAGCAGCCAGGCCUGUCUUCCUCUAACACUUGUCGAAGUCCCUUGCGACAUCCAUGAUCCUACAAAUAAUUGCAGAUGGACUAAAAAUCCUGAUCGUGCAGCUGAAAAACUCUAUGCUCCUUUUGUAAGUCAGUUCGGCAACUAG